This is a messenger RNA of Drosophila guanche, 1258 nucleotides long. RefSeq names its product 39S ribosomal protein L3, mitochondrial (gene mRpL3). The transcript is spliced from 4 exons. Gene Ontology annotation, molecular function: structural constituent of ribosome. Gene Ontology annotation, cellular component: mitochondrial large ribosomal subunit; ribosome. The record is from RefSeq and is a predicted model, not a curated record. Gene Ontology annotation, biological process: translation. NCBI's taxonomy places the organism in Eukaryota, Metazoa, Arthropoda, Insecta, Diptera, Drosophilidae. The coding region runs from base 68 to 1174 and encodes 368 amino acids.
UUUGAAUAGCGAUGCAUUGCAACCCACCGUAUGUGUAUGGCCAAGAUUUUGGUUAUAUAAAAUUAACAUGAUUCAAGGCAUUUGUUUUCAGCUUGGGAGGCUACGGCUUGGCAGCUGCGUCGUUUCUAGUGUACAAGUACGCGAAAAGGGCCAUUUGAGCCGGCCCCGCUUAAGGAAUCCUUACUGGAAUCUACGGAAACAACGAACCAAUACGGAAGACUUAGUGACUACAGAAAACAAACAGUUUAUCAAUGAGUUAGCAUGCGAAAGAUACGGUACUCCGGCGCUUAGCAAGAGCAUUCAGUCACAAGAAAAUAAGUUGAUACAGACCAAUGAUCCGGAAGAUGGAAUUCGUUCGUGGACCGAGCAGACGAGGCGUUGCGGUGUGAUAGCGAGGAAAAUUGGACAGUAUCCGCUAUGGCUUAAAAAUGGCAAAAAAGUGCGCACCACAUUGUUACAGAUUGCUGACAACCAUGUUAUUAAAUACAUGCCACCCGAGGAGUGUGGACCCAAUAAGAAUCCGAGCAGUGAACACAAGUUGAACAAGUAUGGCUGCAUCCUCGUGGGUGCUGAAAGUACGAACCCAACUAUGCUGACUAAAGAAUACUGCGAGAUAUUUCGGGGUGCAGGCGUCGCUCCAAAAAAGAAUAUCAUGCGUUUUAUGGUCUCACCACAAGGAGCAAUAGCACCUGGAACACCUUUGAAUGUUGGCCACUUUCGCGUUGGAGAAUAUGUUGAUGUUCGCGGCAAAACCGUAGACCACGGCUUCCAAGGUGUAGUCAAGCGGCACGGAUUCAAGGGAAUGCCUGCUUCACAUGGCGUUACCAAGACUCAUCGCCGUGCCGGUAAUAUUGGCGGUGGUGGCGAAAAGGGACGCGUCUGGCCUGGUACAAAGAUGCCUGGUCACAUGGGCAACCGUUGGCGUGUUCUUAAAGGCCUUCGAAUUUGGCGCACGAACGCAAAGUACAAUGUCAUGUGGGUGCAAGGUAGCGCAGUGCCUGGACCUACCGGUGGACUAGUAUAUAUAUACGAUACGCUUUUACCCCUGCGGAAGCUGAAAGAAGCUCCUCCGUUCCCCACAUUUUAUGAUGAGGUGGACACUACUUCUGAGGACAGUUGGUAUGAGCAGAUGCACAAAUUUAAGGAUGAAACCAUUGUAUACAAGAGCGAUUAGUUGUAUUUACUAUCUCUUAGAACAAGCUUAAUUUCAUUAAAAUUCAAGAUUUAAAGAAUAAAGCUGGAAGACUUUUUAAUACAA